AUGCAGGAUGAAACCGCUCUUCGAGCCAUCACGACACGCCUAACAACCACUCCCGUCGAUCAUCUUCCUCGAAUAGCAUCCUUUCUCGCAACGGCGUUGGCUCAAUGCCAGCUCGAAGAUCAGUUUUCCGACAGUAAGAAGGCUGCCAGCUCUGUGACCGUACACAAGUUCAAGGCUCGAAUCACUUCCCUGCUGCAAGACAGAAACGCCGCUGGCCGGCUGACCGCUGCUACCCUCAUCAAGGCCAUUGUCGACAAAGGUGGCCCAAAUGUACUGGCGAACUCCGAAGGGUGGAUUAAAGGCCUGCUCAGUUGUUUGAACAAGCCAGAUCCGGUUGACGUCAAGAAGAUCUAUCUGGCAACAAUUACUCGCAUUUUCCUCCUGACUCAAGGCCACCCGACCUUGCUGCGAGAGGUGACAUCGCCACUUCUCCCUCCAUUUGUUACAUCAUGCCUGGGACUGAUCAGGCCGGUGAAAGCAGAAGUUGCUGGGAACCCUGCUGAAGUCGCGAAUCCUUUACUCGACUCGGUCCUUCAGUGCUGCAAUCAGCUUCUGCCACUCCACGCAACCCUCUUCCGCCCGUUUGUCGCUCGCUUUAAGCUAGUCUGUCAAAGUCUACUCGAAGUCAGCGGCACGUCAGCCGCAAUCAGAAAGCUUGCCAUCAAGCUUAUGUGCCUGUCGAUUUCUUGUGCACCAAAGACGUCAGCCUCUCAUGAAUGGACCCAAACUGCUGCUAGUAUCAUCAUCAGCGCGCAAGCGACAGCCGAUAAGUUGUUUAGAGCCGUCAUCGAGGAACACGAGCCGAAUGAUACUACCCACCAGAGAGCCCUCGGGAAGCACAAUUUCUCGAAGGAACCGAGAAUAGCAGACAAGGAUGAAUCGGGGUUGGACAGCUGGACAGGGAUUUAUGAAGGCAGCGUCAGGCUUAUUACGUUGGUUGACUGGUUGUGCGACCUGAUUUCGAUGAAGACACCACUGUCUGUUACAGUACCUCUGGGCUCCAUACUGGAUCUCACAUCCAGGCUUUUGGCGGUGACUCCGCCGGGAAGCAAGUCAAAUGCAGCAACUGCUCUGCGCUACCAUAACGAAGCGAACAGAGAUGAGAAGGAACAGCUCUGGCUCAAUUUACCGCAAAUUCACCUGUCAUGUCUUCGUUUGCUUCGGCGGAUGACUGGAAUCUACGGUUCUUCCCUCCUUUCAGUGGGUGGCGCAAUGCUUAGCCAGACACUAGAUGUCUUUGAAGCUAUGUCACGGCACGAGACCAUCAGGCAAGCCGUGUACAUGAUCUUCAGCGAUGUGCUGGCCAGUGUCGAUCUUUCAGAGAUGGGGCUGAACAAAAAAGUCUUUUCGUACUUGAUUGAGCUUUGCUGUAACGACCUCCAAAGCGGCUUGCUUCCCCCGUCUGGUGCGACAAGACCGGACACCACGAAGGAUGGGUUCUUGGGCACCAGAACUGUGCCAACAACUGAUUACCUUUCGCUGCGAAGGCAGUCCCGGCUGUACCGAACAGCCUGGGAGCUGCUGCCACAAAUUAUAACACACUGCCCAAGUUCGAUGAUAUCCCGCCAAUCCCGGAUCGAGAUGGACAGAUUAUCUAUCAUACUGGAUCACACCGACGCUAUGCUGGCAAGUGUUAUGCGUCCCAUGCUGUCCGGUAAAGGGAAGGCAACGACGGCGAGUCUCACGCCAUUCUUAGCCAGGUCUGCGGCGGACAGAAUCACUGUGGAAGCUCUCCUCAGACCACGAACGUCUGUCGCUCGGACGUUUGCGCUAUCCUUCCCAGGCUCCGAGAACCAUGAGCCCGAAGCAAUCCACGAACAAAAUGGCGAGCAAGGCGAUGAGGAUCCUGGUAUAUCAUCCAAGCUCGAGGAUUCUUUUGAUGCCAUGAACGACACCGCCGAAAGCAAGCAACAAACCACGAAAGACACCACCAGCCCGGCCGAGCACGGUAACGACGAAGAAAUGCUGGAAUCCACGACAAAGAAGCGCACGCUCGAUGCCAUCGAAGGAAGCGACGCUGGUGGUUCGCCCACCGACUCCCAAACAUCAGCUUCGAGGGAAGUGAAGAUACCGCGCUUGGAUGAAAAGGAAAAGCAAGAGUCUGAUCUACAAAGAAGCCAAAUGAACAACAUGCAUAUCGAGGAGCCUCGGACCAGCACGUUUGCUGAAGUGGUCAAUCGUGCUUCAGCUCCAAACGAGGCUCUGCCAUCAGAGAAGACAAUCAGAACUGCCGCCCCUAUUGAUGCCAGUGAUAGCGAUGAUUCGGAAAUCCCCGAGAUCGAUCUGGGAUUUGACACCGAUGAAGAGGAAUCUGAGUAG
Molecule: messenger RNA, 2319 nt
Organism: Cladophialophora carrionii CBS 160.54
Lineage: Eukaryota; Fungi; Ascomycota; Eurotiomycetes; Chaetothyriales; Herpotrichiellaceae
Exons: 1
Coding region: 1-2319 (772 amino acids)
Biological process (GO): rRNA processing
Cellular component (GO): nucleus
Source: RefSeq, a predicted model, not a curated record